This is a messenger RNA of Cuscuta campestris, 441 nucleotides long. Lineage: Eukaryota; Viridiplantae; Streptophyta; Magnoliopsida; Solanales; Convolvulaceae. The record is from the annotation of a GenBank genome assembly.
CGGCAAACCCUAGGUCGCAGUUCUUCAUCUUCUCUGGCGUCUCAUCACCUCCUUCGCCACUUCUCUACCGGAAUUCAUGGCUUCUCGCACCAAGAAGAAGACUUCACGGCCUUCUACUCAAGCUACUCAUCCGGGCUCCUCUUCUCAACCUCCUACUUCAAACAAAAAUCAAAGGUUCGAAUUUGCUCUCAACCCUAGAAUUUUCUUUGAUAGUGAAGAAGCUUUGAAUUUCUAUCGUGACGAUGUACUUCCCCGGAAAAUUAUCACCCCUCGUUAUGUUGAACUUGUUGAUUUUGAGCGAGAUACUUCUUAUGAACCAGUUUUGUCUAAGCUUCGUUCUUCGGGGUUGAUAAAUGUUGUGACAAUUCAUGAAUCUCAUAUCCCGGUUAAUUAUAUUAAAGCUUUCUACUCCGAUAUGACUUUCAAGCGUAGAAAUCAUCA